GAUAAAGAUUCUGUAUACACAGCAGCGUAAAACGUGAAACAAGAAUAAUUAUUUCUCAAGAUGAAAAUUUAUGUAUUCUACUGUGUCUUUGUCUGCGCGUUAGCGUGUGUUACCUUUAUCUCAGCAGACACUGUAGUUAAAACACUGAAAGAUCAAAAGAAAAGAAGAGAUUUCAUAGAUGUUUGUCUUAGUGAAAGUAAUAUGACCGAAGAGGAAGGUUUUGAAAAAGAAGAUAUUAUUAACAAUGUACACAACCAACCUGAGAACAGAGAAAAGUGGAAGAAGCAUGGCUGUUUCGUAGAAUGUUUUCUGAAGAAGUUAGACUGGAUGGAGGGAUCAGAACUUAUGGAAGAGCAUAUUCAUGGAAAUAUAACUAAAGUGAUGAAAACUCACUCCUUGCUACCCAAAGCACAAAAGCUCAUACGAGAUUGUUCUACUAAAGUGAGAGAAGCUUCUGCAGAUAAUUGCCAGAGAGGUGGUACAGCAUUGGCGUGUGUCAUACAGACUAUAAAUGACUGGGAUAAAGAUAUCACUUUCUUCGAAUGAAGAACAAGAAAAAUUAUCUGAAGAAAUAAUAAUAAAUAAUGUAACUGAAAAAAUCGGAGAAUAAUUCAAUUGAACAUUUUUAUAUAUAUAUGAUUAUACUACUAUAAUUAUAUAUUACACUACUAUAAUUAAUAUUGUUAACAACACAAAACUCUGUAACUACUAUGU
This is a messenger RNA of Pseudomyrmex gracilis, 714 nucleotides long. RefSeq names its product pheromone-binding protein Gp-9-like. The record is from RefSeq and is a predicted model, not a curated record. The transcript has 5 exons. Gene Ontology annotation, molecular function: odorant binding. The coding region runs from base 61 to 546 and encodes 161 amino acids. NCBI's taxonomy places the organism in Eukaryota, Metazoa, Arthropoda, Insecta, Hymenoptera, Formicidae.